AUGCCCGAAGCAGGUUCGACUUUGAAAUUCGAAGCUUGGGGCAAAACAGUUCGACAUCCGUUUGUCGUGUACGCAGAUUUUGAAGCUCUAUUAAUCAAACCCAAUAAUUCAGGCAGCAAAGGCGGAAACACUAAAAUUAUCGAUGAACAUAAGUUAAUGUCAUAUGGGUUUACGAUAGAUUCCGUAGAAGUAGCAAAACGCUUUGUGGAAGCACUCGUUGAAGUAGCGACAAAUAUAAGCGCGCUACUUCAGACGAAUACAGCUAUUAGAUUUACUGAUGAAGAAGCUCAGAGGCAUGCAGCUGCCAUAAGUUUGCAAGUAUGGGAUCACUUUAAAUGUGAUACCUUGGGGGUCUACAGCGAUAUAUACAUGAAAGUGGAUAUAAUGACACUUGCCGAUGUAUUUGAACGAUUCCGUGACUUAUGUAUGAGUACAUAUAAUUUAGAUAGCGUGUUCUACUUUACAAGUCCUGGGUUGAGUUUUGACAGCAUGUUAAAACAUAGCAUGGUACAGUUAGAUUUAUUGAGUGACUAUGAGAUGCAGUUAUUAAUUGAAAAUGGAAUUCGUGGAGGUCUCGUGCAAGCUUGCACACGAUGGGCUCGAGCGAAUAACCCUAAAACACCCGGUUAUAAUCCAAACGAUCCGACUUCAUGGCUGAUUUACCAAGAUGCUACAAAUUUAUAUGGGUAUGCUAUGAGUCAAUACAUGCCAUGUUCAGAUUUUAAAUGGUACGCCGGAAGUGGGGAGGAAGCACUGAAGGGUUUGGACUCGAUGACGGAAAAGUCUGAAGUGGGCAUGUUUUUUGAAGUAGAUGUACAUAGAGUUUUACAGUUCCGCCAAUCACCUUGGCUUGCUUCCUAUAUUGAUCUAAACACUCAAAAGCGAAAAUGUGCAUUAAAUGAUUUUGAAAAAAACUUUUUCAAGUUGAUGAACAACGCUGUAUUUGGUAAAACGAUGGAAUCGAUGCGAAAGCGUGUCAAGAUUGAACUUGUUUCCAAUCCUCGGAGAAUUCAAAAAUUAAUAAACAAACCCACCUUUAAGCACUGCACUACAUACAACGAUAACCUUGCAGCUAUUUCUUUGGAGAAUAAGAUAAUAAAUUUUUGUAAGCCAGUAUACGUAGGUUUUGCGGUGCUGGAACUAAGCAAAGUUUUGAUGUACGAUUACCAUUACAACGUUAUGCGCAAGCAUUUUAAAGAUGCUAUUGAAUUCAUUUAUGGUGAUACAGACUCACUUAUAUAUUUAAUAAAGACCAAAGACUUUUAUGAAGAUGUCAGAAAAAAACCAGAACUUUUAAAUCGGAUGGAUACGUCAAAUUUACCACCUGAUCAUCCAUGUUACUCAGUAGAACGCAAAAAAGUUCCGGGGACAUUCACUGAUGAAUUAGCUGGCCUUACGAUGCAUGAGAUAAUUGCAUUGCGAUCAAAAUUGUACGGGUUCAGCAAAGAAAACAUUUAUAAGUCUCUGGAAACAGAAUGGAAUACAGAAGAAAAAAUAAAAGCUAAAGGUAUAAGAACUUAUGUAACUCAAAAACACAUGGUUCUUGACGACUUUAAAAGAUGUCUUUUCGAUGAUGACAGUGAUGAUGAUUUGGACAUUUACGGUUUAAAUAAAGCAGAAGCCAAAAUGAUUGCUCAUAAUUGUGCUCUUAAGACCGUAGAGUAUGCUCACCAUGACUUAAAUACAGCGGGUAGUACAUCCUAUCGCUACGAUUAUACUCCAUACAGAGAGAAUAUAUCUAUACGAUCAUUCAAACAUCAAAUUUGUACCAUCAAAACAAUGAAAUUAGCACUAAACCGAAAUGAUGAUAAGAGGAUCAUACUUCAUGACAGAAUUCACACUUUAGCGAUUGGUCAUUAUAAAAUCAAAGAACUUCAAGAGGCAGGCGGAUUAUAAGAAUGCAAC
This is a messenger RNA of Adelges cooleyi (spruce gall adelgid), 1905 nucleotides long. RefSeq lists its product as uncharacterized. Bases 1 to 1896 code for a protein of 631 amino acids. NCBI's taxonomy places the organism in Eukaryota, Metazoa, Arthropoda, Insecta, Hemiptera, Adelgidae. The transcript has 8 exons. The record is from RefSeq and is a predicted model, not a curated record.